Molecule: messenger RNA, 3001 nt
Organism: Calidris pugnax (ruff)
Lineage: Eukaryota; Metazoa; Chordata; Aves; Charadriiformes; Scolopacidae
Gene: TBCK
Product: TBC1 domain containing kinase
Exons: 28
Coding region: 425-3001 (858 amino acids)
Biological process (GO): protein phosphorylation
Molecular function (GO): protein kinase activity; ATP binding
Source: RefSeq, a predicted model, not a curated record
GCCUGGCGGGGCGGCGGCGCUCCCUCAGGGAUUCCCGGCCCUUGCUCCGCCAGGCCGUGCUCAGGCGCCGGUCGGCAGCUCCCGCCGAGGAAUCCCCCCGCCGGUGGCUGGUGGAGGACAGAGGGGCUGAGGGAGCGGGCCGGCACGGCGGGUGUGGCGGGAGCGAGGCGAAGAGGGUUGAGGGCCGCCGGGUGAGCGCCCCCCUCAGGGUCGUGAGGGACACCGACGUAGCAGACCAGGCAGAUAGGCUGUAACCAAAAGGCACUGAUAAACAGCCUCACAUCUCAUGUUAUGUGGAAGUGCCAUCUACUUCACCGUCACAACUUCCAGACCAUAACUCAUUUUAGAGUGUGUGAGGUUGGCCUUUUUAUCUCUGCCUGUGAACGUGAAUUGCUCUGAAAGGGCUUAAGAUUGUGUGAAAAAGAUGUUUCCUUUAAAAGACACUGAGAUGGGGGCCUCCACUUUCUUCGCUUCAGCUCUGCCGCAUGAUGUUUGUGGAAGUAAUGGCCUUCCACUUACACCUAAUUCCAUCAAAAUUUUGGGAAGAUUUCAAAUCCUUAAAACAAUGACCCAUCCCAGGCUUUGCCAGUACGUUGACAUUACCAGAGGUAAACAUGAGAGACUGGUUGUGGCAGCUGAACACUGUGAAAAGAGUCUGGAAGAUUUGCUACGAGAAAGAAAGCCAGUCAGUUCUUCAAGGAUCUUAUGCAUAGCAUAUGAGGUUUUGCAAGGUUUGCAAUAUAUGAACAAACAUGGAAUGGUCCACCGAGCACUCUCCCCUUGCAAUAUUCUUUUGGAUCGAAAGGGACAUGUGAAGUUGGCUAAAUUUGGACUCUACCAUAUGACUGCUCAAGGUGUUGAUGUUGAUUUCCCUAUAGGGUACCCAUCAUAUCUGGCACCUGAAGUCAUUGCACAGGGAAUAGUCAAACCAAGUGAUUAUACUCAGUGUGAGAAGCCUCUGCCUUCUGGCCCUAAAUCAGACCUGUGGUCUCUUGGUAUAAUAUUGUUUGAGCUUUGCAUGGGGAGAAAAUUGUUCCAGAGUUUGGAGAUAGCAGAAAGAUUGAAAUUUAUAAUUAUGUUAGGCUGCGUAGAUGACAUUGUGACUGUAUUGGCUGAAGAACACGGUUGCCUUGAUAUUAUUAAGGACCUUUCUGAAACUAUCUUAGCUCUACUGAAGAAAUGCCUUACAUUCCAGCCUUCUAAAAGGCCAACUCCAGAGGAAUUGCUACAUGACAGUUUGUUCAGUGAAGUAUCCUUACUAUAUCCUCCCUUCCACAAACCUGUUGGUCUGUUCUCAUCUUCUCCAAGGUGUGCUGAUUUAACGCUUCCUGAAGACAUAAGUCAAUUAUGUAAAGAUGAAGAUGGCGAUUACCUGGCAGAAAGAUCAAUUGAAGAGGUUUAUUAUCUCUGGUGUUUGGCUGGAGGAGACUUGGAGAAAGAACUUGUCAACAAGGAGAUCAUUCGAUCAAAGCCACCUGUCUGCACGCUUCCCAACUUUUUAUUAGAAGAUGGUGAGAGCUUUGGGCAAGGACGAGAUAGAAGUUCCCUCCUAGAUGACACAACUGUGACUUUGUCUCUGUGCCAGCUCCGAAACAGACUGAAGGAUGUUGGUGGGGAAGCAUUUUAUCCAUUGCUUGAAGAUGACCAGUCAACUUUACCUCAUUCAAACAGUAGUAAUGAGCUGUCUGCAGCUGCCAGUCUUCCUCUGAUCAUCCGGGAGAGAGACACAGAAUACCAGCUAAAUAGGAUUGUCCUGUUUGACAGGCUAUUGAAGGCCUACCCAUAUAAGAAAAACCAAAUUUGGAAAGAAGCCAGAGUUGACAUCCCUCCUCUUCUUAGAGGCAUAACCUGGGCUGCCCUGUUGGGUGUUGAGGGUGCCAUACAAGCAAAAUAUGAUGCCAUUGAUAAAGACACGCCAAUUCCUACAGACAGACAAAUUGAAGUUGAUAUUCCUCGUUGCCAUCAGUAUGAUGAAUUGCUGUCAUCACCAGAGGGGCACGCAAAGUUUAGACGUGUAUUGAAGGCCUGGGUGGUUUCCCAUCCAGAUUUGGUGUACUGGCAAGGUCUCGACUCUCUUUGUGCACCGUUUCUGUAUUUGAAUUUUAACAAUGAAGCUCUGGCAUAUGCCUGCAUGUCUGCUUUUAUCCCCAAGUACUUGUAUAACUUCUUUCUGAAGGAUAAUUCUCAUGUUAUUCAAGAAUACCUGACAGUGUUUUCCCAGAUGAUUGCAUUCCAUGAUCCAGAGCUGAGUAACCACCUUAAUGAAAUCGGGUUUAUUCCAGAUCUUUAUGCUAUUCCUUGGUUUCUUACAAUGUUUACACAUGUCUUUCCUUUGCACAAAAUUUUUCAUUUGUGGGACACGUUACUGCUUGGAAAUUCCUCCUUCCCCUUCUGUAUUGGAGUUGCAAUACUUCAGCAACUGAGGGAUCGUCUUCUGGCUAAUGGAUUCAAUGAAUGCAUUCUCCUUUUUUCAGACUUGCCAGAGAUCGACAUCGAGCGCUGUGUUCGAGAGUCCAUCAACCUAUUUCGCUGGACCCCGAAGAGCGCUACGUACAGGCAGUACGCGCAGCCGCCGCGCCCAGCCAGCGACAGCAACGGCACAAGGAGUUCCAUGUCCUGCUUUUCAGCAGACUAUCAGGAAGCUCCUCGAAGUGACCUAUCUAGGGAUUCCAUCAAGUUGGAUGACCUGAAGGCAGAGGUGUCACCACGAAUUUCAGCAGAAGAUCUGAUUGAUUUGUGUGAGUUGACAGGACCUAGUCAUUCCAAAACACCUGUAAAGAAAACAAAACCUAGCAAGCCAAAGCUGCUGGUGGUGGACAUCCGUAACAGCGAAGACUUUAACCGUGGCCACCUUUCUGGCAGCAUCAAUGUCCCCUUUGCAUCAGCAUUUACUGCAGAAGGGGAUCUUGUCCAGUGCCCAGCAACUGCCACCCUCCAGAGCUUUAAAGGAAGAGUCGUGGUGAUUGUAGGAAAUGCAGUGAAGAACACAGCUGCUGGUUGA